UUGAAGAUCCCCCCUCUCAAGACUCUAACUCUCAAGUCACGGCCCUUGACAACUCACGCCAUCACCUUCUCCUGUGACGCCGAGCUCGCCGUGGCCGCAGACGACUCCGUCCACGUCUUCCUCCCCGAGUUCCCGGCCCUAGAGGAACAGAACUCGUCAAAACCCACCCCACCAACCGACGGCGUCGACCCUCCCGCCGCCGCCGCCGCCCAGGAUGCCGUGCAAACGACGACCACGCCAGGCGCGCCCCCGGCCCAGGACGAUAACGCCUCCCGCCAGCAGUACUACACCUACAUCCUCCGAAUCCCCACCUCCCGCAAGCCCGACCCGCGCAUGAACGCCUCCCUCUUCACGGCCCAGGGCCUCGCGCCGCCCUCCUACGACGACCUCGACGGCGAGUACGCCGAGGACGCGGCCUCCGCCUUCGAGGGCGUCGGCUCCGGCGUCGUCACCGGCUACGGCGCCUCGCUGAACCAGGUCGUCGCCGUCGCCUGGUCCCCCGCCGGCGUCGGCCGCAACCUGCGCCCCGUCCUCUCCGUCAUGCUGACCAACGGCGCGCUGCUCGUCAUCGGCGAGGGCAACGCCGGGUCCGUCGAUCUCGGGGCCCGUAUGAGAGGCUUCCGGGACUGGAGGAUCCUGUGGGGCGUCGGGGCCAACAUCCCGCUGCCCGACGCUGGGAGCGAGGACGCGGCCUACCUGCCUAGGGACAAGGUCCGCUCGUUUGCGUGGGCGGAGAAGGUCGAGACGGGUCAGGCUUUGUUGGCGUAUGCGACGGACGAGGAGGAGGUUGUGGUGCUGAGCGUGCAGUACUACCUAUCUGACGAAAACAAUGAGGAUGAGGGUUCGUACGCGUGGCGGGUGGAGGAGGUCGCCAGGCUUUCCGGACGGGGACCGCAUCCAACCCCUAGCAAGACGGACCCGGAUUACAGCCCGUACACCUCCGCCUUCUCCCUCAAAUUCUCUCCCUGGCUGCUGUCAGAGGACUCCAGGACGGCCGUGAUAUCCUACUGCGCGCGCAACUACGUCGGCUUCCGCCGCAUCACGAUUCCGCGCGCCUGGGACCGCGGGGCCAGCAUCGAAGCCAGCGUCGAGGAGGCCGAUAUCACGGGCAUAUGCACCCACCUCGCCUCAGACGCCUUCGUCGAGUGGGAGAACGUCGUCUGGGACCGCGACGGCGCCAAGGUCUGCCGAGGCGUCAUCGCGAGCCCGUUCAGAGCCAUGCCGUUCCAGGUCGCGCUGAACGGGGCCGAGGGAGCCGCGAAAGAGGAGCACGGCACAGAUGUCUGCGGGACGACGUACCCCGAGGACACGACCUCCUUGGACGCCACGAAUCCCAUAUCAAGCCUGGUGAUCCAUCCCCCCGACAUGACGAAGCGCUCCAAAGCCCCCUCAUACUCCCUCGUCCGCCUCUCCGCCACCGGCAGCAACGACAACUGGUUCCAGCAGAACGCCAUCGACACCUACUUCGACACCCUCCCCAAGUGGGCCGAGACCAUCUCCUCGACCGUCAAGCUGUCCGUGCCCGCGUCGAUGCUCGGGCGCGGCGGCGCGGGCGGGACGGCCCCCGGCGCCGACGCCGAGUCCGCCGCCUCGGACGACGACGACGAUUCCGACGACGACGACGACGACUUCGACCUGCCCGAGGACGCGGGCGAGCAGAUCCGGCCGUACAGGGUGCGCGUGUGGGGCCUGACGACGUCGACCGUCGGCGGGGUCAGCGCGGUGCUCGUCUCGCAGCAUAGCACGCAGCAGCCGGAGAAGACGGUCAAGACGAGGGUCAUGUUCGGCGGCAAGGCUGCGCUUCUCGCUGCUUCUGCUGCUGCUGGGGAAGACGAGAUGGAUGUUGACGGGAGGGGAGAGGAGCCCGGGCCGUUCUGGGCGAGGCAGAGUACCGAGGCCAAGAUGUGGGAUUGGAUGUACGGCGGUGGACCUCCCGUCCCUGGAACAGUCGGUUUCGAGGGGGACGCGACGGCGAGCGCGGGCGACGUUUCGCUGAAGGAGAGGCUGAGCGUCGUUAGGAGUAAGCAGAGAUGCGUGUUUUGUCAGACGGAGCUCAAAGAUCGGGGCAAGGAGUCUGUGUGCGAGAGGAGGCACGUCUUUGCUACGUGCGCGGCGACGGGGCUGGCUAUAUUGGCGCCUGGGAUCUCGAGGGCGUGUGCUGUCUGUGGACUGCGGUGUUUGAUUGCGAAGGAGGUGGAGAAGAUUGUGCGGGAGCAGCUUGGUCCCGAGGCCAAGGUCGAGACGGAGGAGGAGGUUUGUGGUGGGUGCGGAGGGAAGUUUGUUGUGUGA
Colletotrichum karsti is the source of this 2289-nucleotide messenger RNA. RefSeq lists its product as uncharacterized. Gene Ontology annotation, cellular component: transcription factor TFIIIC complex. Lineage: Eukaryota; Fungi; Ascomycota; Sordariomycetes; Glomerellales; Glomerellaceae. The record is from RefSeq and is a predicted model, not a curated record. Gene Ontology annotation, molecular function: histone acetyltransferase activity. The transcript has 4 exons. Gene Ontology annotation, biological process: transcription initiation at RNA polymerase III promoter.